Molecule: messenger RNA, 3637 nt
Organism: Protobothrops mucrosquamatus (brown spotted pit viper)
Lineage: Eukaryota; Metazoa; Chordata; Lepidosauria; Squamata; Viperidae
Gene: NPR1
Product: natriuretic peptide receptor 1
Exons: 22
Coding region: 1-3165 (1054 amino acids)
Biological process (GO): cGMP biosynthetic process; receptor guanylyl cyclase signaling pathway; intracellular signal transduction
Cellular component (GO): membrane
Molecular function (GO): guanylate cyclase activity; peptide receptor activity; protein kinase activity
Source: RefSeq, a predicted model, not a curated record
AUGAGGGCCACCGGGCUGUGGCCCAUGGAGGUUGUGGUGCUGGCAUGGGCGCUGUCUCAGUCGGGCCAGGCAGCCCGUGCCAACCUGACCCUGGCUGUGGUCCUGCCCCGGCACAACACGACGUACCCGUGGGCCUGGCCACGGGUGGGUCCGGCCGUUGAGUUGGCCAUCCAGAAGCUCAACGCCCGGCCUGACCUCCUGCCGGACCACCAGGUGCAGAUGAUCUUCGGCAGCAGCGAGAACGCCCAAGGGGUCUGCUCGGACAUCAUGGCCCCGCUGGCCGCCGUGGACAUCAAGCUGGCCCACAGCCCCCACGCCUUCCUGGGGCCGGGCUGCGUCUACGCCGCGGCUCCCGUGGGCCGCUACACCAGGCACUGGGGCUUGCCCCUGGUGACGGCGGCGGCCGAGGCCAUCGGCUUCGGCAACAAGGGGGACGAGUAUGCCCUGGUGACCCGCACGGGGCCCAGCCACGGCAAGCUGGGCGAGUUCGCGGUGAGCCUGAGCCAGCAUUUCAACUGGACCAGCAGGGUCAUGUUGCUCUACUGGAGUGACAACCUGGAGGAACGGCCGUGCUUCUUCGCCGUGGAGGGUCUCUACAUGCAGCUGCCCUCCGUGCAGAACAUGACCAUCGAAGACGUGCCCUUCAUGUCCACCAAUUACACGGACCUGGUCCAGUACAUCAAGCAGAAAGCGCGGAUUGUGUACGUCUGCUGUGCCGCCAACAUCUUCCGUGCGCUGAUGCUCCAGGCGCACCGCGAAGGGCUCACCACCGGCGAUUACGCCUUCUUCUACAUCGACCUCUUCGGCUCAACCCUCCGCAGCUCCAAAUUCCCCGACCGGACGCUCCCUUGGCGACGCGGGGACGGGGACGAUGGGGCGGCCCGGGAGGCUUAUAAGGCUGUCAUGCUGAUCACUUACGCCGAACCCCAAAAUCCGGAAUACGGCCUCUUUCUCCAGUACAUGAAGCGCACCUCCCAGGAGCAGUUUAACUUCACCCUGCAAGACGGGCUGGAAAAUUUCAUCGCGGGGGCUUUUCAUGACGGGGUGAUGCUCUACGCCCAGGCGGUAAACGAGACGUUGGCCCGAGGCGGUUCUCUGGCCAACAGCACGGCCAUCACGCUCCAGAUGCGUAACCGGACUUUCUACGGAAUCACGGGGGCCCUGCGGAUUGAUCAGAACGGGGACCGGGAAAUGGAUCACACGCUCUGGGACCUGGAUCCGGUCAGGGGAGAGUUUGAGAUCGUGGCCAAUUACAACGGGACCACCAAGAAGAUCGAAAUGGUCCCGGGAAAAAGGAUCCACUGGCCGGGUGACGCCAUCCCGAGAGAUGUUCCCUUUUGCGGUUUUGAGAAUAACAACCCACUUUGUCAGAAAGCCUCGUUUUCCUUGCUGGAGAUCUUGUCGCUUGUGAUGACUUUGCUUCUGUUUGGCAUCAUCGUCACGGCCUUCUUUGCGUACCGGAAAAUGAAGCUGGAGAAGGAGCUGGCUUCCGAAUUUUGGCGUGUCAGCUGGGAGGACGUGCAGUCGAGCAACCUGGAGAAAAAUCUACGCAGCACGGGCAGCAAAGUCACACUCUCGCUGCGAGGCUCAAAUUACGGAUCUUUGCUGACCACGGAAGGACAAUUCCAGGUUUAUGCCAAGACAGCUUAUUAUAAAGGGAACCUGGUGGCUGUGAAGCACAUGAAUCAGAAGCGCAUCGACCUGACGCGGGAUGUUUUGUUUGAGCUGAAACACAUGAGAGACGUCCAGAAUAAGCACUUGACCCGUUUCAUCGGCGCCUGCAUUGAUCCCCCAAAUAUCUGCGUUCUGACGGAGUAUUGCACCCGUGGAAGCCUGCAGGAUAUCCUGGAGAACGACAACAUCACCUUGGAUUGGAUGUUCCGCUAUUCGCUCACCAGUGACAUCAUCAAGGGGAUGCUUUUCCUGCACCACAGUGUGAUUGCCUAUCAUGGCAACCUGAAAUCGUCCAACUGCGUGGUGGACAGCCGUUUCGUGCUGAAGAUCACCGAUUAUGGGCUGGAGAGCUUCCGCCAGGUGCCCGAGACCGACGACUCGCACGCCCUCUUUGCCAAGAAACUCUGGACGGCCCCUGAGCUCUUGAGGUUGGACACCCCCGCCUGUCCGGGAACUCAGAAAGGGGAUGUCUACAGUUUUGGUAUCAUUUUGCAAGAAAUCGCCCUCCGCAACAGCGUCUUCUACGUGGAAGGGGUGGAUCUGAGUCCUAAAGAGAUUAUUGAGCGCGUCACGAACGGGGAACAGCCCCCCUUUCGCCCCUCGACGAAUCUGCCCUCCAAUCUGGAGGAGGUGGUCCAUCUCAUGCAGAGAUGCUGGGCUGAGGACCCCCAGGAGCGCCCGGAUUUUCAACACAUCAAAGGCAUGCUGCGGAGGUUCAACAGGGAAAACAGCUGUAACCUUUUGGAUACACUGCUGUCACGGAUGGAGCAGUAUGCCAACAACUUGGAGGAACUGGUGGAGGAACGGACACAGGCCUACCUGGAGGAGAAGCGCAAAGCUGAAGCCCUGUUAUACCAGAUUUUACCCCACUCGGUGGCCGAGCAGCUGAAACGGGGGGAGACGGUCCAGGCGGAGGCCUUUGACAGCGUCACCAUCUACUUCAGCGAUAUUGUGGGGUUCACCGCCUUGUCGGCAGAGAGCACCCCCAUGCAGGUGGUGGCCUUGCUGAAUGACUUAUACACCUGCUUUGAUGCCAUCAUUGAUAACUUUGAUGUCUACAAGGUGGAGACCAUCGGGGACGCUUACAUGGUGGUGUCCGGUUUGCCGGUCCGCAACGGCCGACUCCACGCCCGCGAGAUUUCCCGCAUGUCCCUGGCACUCCUGGAAGCCGUUCGCAACUUCAAAAUUCACCAUCGGCCUGAACAGCAACUCAAGUUGCGGAUUGGGAUCCAUAGUGGUCCAGUCUGCGCAGGAGUUGUAGGCUUGAAGAUGCCUCGUUACUGCCUCUUUGGAGACACGGUCAACACAGCUUCGCGCAUGGAAUCCAACGGCGAAGCGUUGAAGAUCCAUUUGUCGGCGGCCACCAAAGGCAUCCUGGAAGAGUUUGGGUGUUUCGAACUGGACCUCCGAGGAGACAUAGAGAUGAAGGGCAAGGGGAAACUCCGGACGUACUGGUUGACGGGCGAACGGGUCAGCAGCACCCGAGGGUGAGGAGAAAACGGAGAAGACGCUCACUCCUGCUUCCUUCAAGGAGAUCCACCUUCUUAGUGGAGGGGCCCGGACUGUCCUUGGAGAACUUAUUGGCUUGGAGUUGAGGGCACCACGGAUGGACCUCAGAGGACUAUCCUUGCCCCCCUGUCCAAUUUCCCUUUCGCUUCUGCAUCACCCUGCAAAUCUGGUCCCCAGGUCCAAAGAUUGUGUAGGAGAUCAGGAGAUGAUCAGGAAGCGGCCUUCUUCUCUACCUGCAUGGUGGGAAGUGCUGGAGAAGUUGGCUUGAGGCCCAUCAUUUAUAGGGGCCACCCCCUCAUCUUUUCUGGGAACGUUGGACGUUUGGAACUUCUGUGGUCGAGUCAACGUCACAAUUAAGGCAGGCCCGGACCCUACACAACUCUUGUGACAGUAUGCACACUCCCCCUGGGAGUUCCUGGGCGCUGCAGAUUUUACAAUAAAUGGAACGUAUAGG